AUGCUAAGCGCCUUGUCUCGCGCAGUGGCCCGGGGAGCGGUGCGCUGCGCCGGCGGUUCCCCGGCGCCCGAGCUUCGCGCCGCUGCCGCUACCAACGCCGCCACCAUGUCCCGGCCGCUGUCGCCGCCGCGGGCCGCUUCCGGGGCCCCGGUGCGGCCCGCCACCGUGCUGGGCACCAUGGAGAUGGGGCGCCGCAUGGACGUGCCCUCCAGCGCCGCGGCCGUGCGCGCCUUCCUGGAGCGCGGCCACACAGAGCUGGACACGGCCUUCAUGUACUGCGACGGCCAGUCCGAGAGCAUCCUGGGCGGCCUGGGCCUUGGGCUGGGCGGCGGCGACUGCAGAGUGAAAAUCGCUACCAAGGCCAAUCCCUGGGAAGGGAAGUCGCUGAAGCCUGACAGUCUCCGGGCCCAGCUGGAGACGUCCCUGAAACGGCUGCAGUGCCCCCGGGUAGACCUCUUCUACCUACACGCCCCAGACCACGACACCCCCGUGGAGGAGACGCUACAUGCCUGCCACCAGCUGCACCAGGAGGGCAAGUUCAUGGAGCUUGGCCUUUCCAACUAUGCCUCCUGGGAGGUGGCCAAGAUCUGCACCCUCUGCAGGAGCAACAGCUGGAUCCUGCCCACUGUAUACCAGGGAAUGUACAACGCUACCACCCGGCAGGUGGAAACGGAGCUCUUCCCCUGCCUCAGGCACUUCGGACUGAGGUUCUACGCCUACAACCCUUUGGCUGGGGGCCUGCUGACCGGCAAGUACAAGUAUGAGGACAAGGACGGGAAACAGCCCGUGGGCCGCUUCUUCGGGAAUAACUGGGCUGAGACCUACAGGAAUCGCUUCUGGAAGGAGCAUCAUUUUGAGGCCAUCGCCUUGGUGGAGAAGGCCCUGCAGGCCGCGUACGGCAGCCGCACCCCCAGCAUGACCUCAGCCGCCCUCCGGUGGCUGUACCACCACUCCCAGCUGCAGGGCACCCACGGGGACGCGGUCAUCCUGGGCAUGUCCAGCGUGGAGCAGCUGGCACAGAACUUGGCGGCGACCGAGGAGGGGCCCCUGGAGCCGGCUGUGGUUCAGGCCUUCGACCGAGCCUGGCACCUGGUCGCCCACGAAUGUCCCAACUACUUCCGCUAGGGCCAGUCCUGGCUCAAGCUGCCAAAGGUUUCUCUCUUUCCCAUCACCUCUUCUAUCCUCUCAUCCUGACCAGUCUGCCUUAAGUUGAUUUAACAUGGUCUUUUUUGAUUGUCUGACUUGAUGCAAUAUUUUUCUAGAUCCCUCUCCUGGCUCCCAGUUGCCUUCCCUUCCCAGUCUAAAGGCUGGGGCUAUGGUCCUCUUGGGCAGUUCCUGUCCGAAUAAAACAGGCGUUUGCCCAGGCUGCGGCCUAGGCCCCGAGGAAAACCCACAAACCUGUCUCCUUUACUGUCUGCCGCCUGUUUUCGUCCUACCUGGGGGCUUCCUGCUAUCAGGGCAGAACCACGAGCUGGAGUCUCCAGAGGGCCAGGGUAGAGCACACGCUGCCCUCAGGAGGCUCUCUCCCGCCUUCUGUCCUGAAUCCAGCCUGAGUCAACAGCAGGGCUGAGGUGGCCCUCGCUCACCUGUGCACAGGGGCAGACAAGCAGGCCGUGCACCCUGAAGUGUACUUUCUCUUAUUCAGAAUCAUCUCAGGAAAUAGAGGCACUUAGAACUAGAAUCCCUGGGGCCAAAACCUCCUAAGAUGCUCCUGGCACCUCCUGAGAUGCAGUGUGACAUUUUUAACAGACUCUCAAUUUCAGCAGUGGUUUUACCCUUGUCCUGGUGAAAGACUCCUGUCUCCCUCUCCUCCGUCGGACUCUCAGCCUUUCCCUGGGUCACCUGCUGUUGGAGGUGGAGUGUGGCAUGGGCAGCCAGGGUCCCCAUUUCCUUUGGCAAACCCCUACUCCAAGCAGGGGCACCCGACACUGGGGAAGAAAAAUCCCAGGUCUGAUGGUUGCUUCCCAGUGCAGAAAAAUCCAUCUAGCCCUGGGUGGGAGGCUGGGAUGUGGGCCAAGCAGCUGAAGUCAGUACUUGGGGCUUGCUUAUCUGGAAGUGAAGAAGGGGGCUCAGCUUGGAAAUGCCAGACCAAAGCACCAAUCAGAAACACUUUUCUUCUAACAAAUGUCCCAUUUGCCGUCUAGAGGGAGACACCUUGCAGACAAAAUUGUAUUCUCUACAAAACAGUCACCCUCUCUUGUCCUCACCCACAAUAAAAUGCCCUCAGCAGGGUGGUAUAUCAGUACCAUUGUACAAUUAGCUCUCCUAAAAUCAAAUUGCUUAAAAUGACAGAAUCCCCAAAUUUAGAUUAAAGAUUCAAUGCAAUGCC
Molecule: messenger RNA, 2329 nt
Organism: Enhydra lutris kenyoni (northern sea otter)
Lineage: Eukaryota; Metazoa; Chordata; Mammalia; Carnivora; Mustelidae
Product: aflatoxin B1 aldehyde reductase member 2
Exons: 7
Coding region: 1-1125 (374 amino acids)
Source: RefSeq, a predicted model, not a curated record